AGCUGCAAUCGAGUUGUCAGUUCCUUCAGGGUUGCAAUUUUGUGGAGGCAUUGCUUUCACCGCGUAUCUACGGGAAACACGUUUCUUUUGUUGUUCCAAGUCAACAUCGUCAACAUAUUCAUCGUUUGAAUAUUGAUCAAAACGCUAAAUAAAAUUCAAUCUAGCUCUUAUUUUUAUAUACGGACUUAAAUUGAAUUGAAUUAAAUAAUUGUACGCCCAUUUGGUGAAAUUGCGUAAUCUGCUUGGAGCCUUACAUUUGUAUUGGUGCCAAGAGUAUUAUUGCCUGUAACAGAGAGAGACAACCAUUGGAUUUGCUGUUUGGCAGCGUUGCCAGAUAGUCUUUUGUUUUCAACCACGCAAAAAUGCCGCGAAUAGUGCCGUUACAGUUGUUAAAGUGCCUACGGGUGCUUUUAGACACGAACGGUGGCAUUCUUAGUCCAACGGAAGUAAAGCGUAUUGCAGGGUUAAUGACGAAAUAUUCAAAAAAGCUGGUCUCUAAGUGCGUUUACGUGCAGAUAUUGAAAUCAACCAAAACUGAACUACUGGGUGACUUCAUGUCUGUUGGGGGCUGGGCAUUAGUAUGUACUUGGCUUAGUGAUGCUAUACGUACUAUGAACUGGCCUUUGGUGCAAGAGAUCUUGGAGUUGUUGCUGCUUUCGCCAGUAGAUGUCAACAGACUAAAAGUUAACUCGGCUCCUGUCCUUGUUAAGGGUCUCUGCAAAGAUGGUGGCAAUGAAGGUGUUAGAAUACUCGCAAAGCGACUGGUUGAACAGUGGCUAAAGAUAGUGACAGAGAAUCCAAAUGGCACACCCACUAACUCGCCCGUGGCUAUAGGGGACCAGCAGUCACCAAAGAAGAAGGAACGAAAGGCGGCGGCUGCGAAUAUGGGAAGCAGCUCCUCGGACAGCACCGACAGUGGCGAUGGCACGUCAGAUAAUCAAAACUAUAUGAUUACAUCACAUGAGCGCAAAGAGAACUUAGUUAUAACUAUCAAAACUGUUGACAAAUCUAAAUCUGCGCGAAUGCCUGCAGAUAGAGAAAAUAACGAUGACGAUAGUUCUUUCACAGGCGAUGAUUGCAGUAGAGAGGCUGAUCAAGACAGCUUAGAUAGUUCAGAAAGAUCUAUGUUAGAUAGUAGUACAACAGAAUCCAAAGCUGGUGACGAUUUAGAUAAAAAUUAUAAAAGCGCGCGCGAUAAAAAUAAGCGAUCAGAAAAAGAUCGUGAUAAGGAUAGGAAAUCGUCCAGCAGUCACAGGUCGUCCUCAUCUAGCCAUAAGUCAUCUUCAUCCUCCUCCUCAUACAAGAGCUCGUCGUCGUCAUCGUCAUCAAAAAGUUCGUCUUCGUCUCAUCGUAGCUCUAGCGAUAAGCAUCGAGACAAGACACGCUCAAGUUCUAGCUCGAGCUCAUCGAAAGAUAAGGACCGCAAAGAAGGCAGUACUAGUUCAUCAAAUAAACAUAAAUCAUCGAGAUCGUCGUCUACAUCAAGCUCAUCCAAAGAGCGCAGCCGCUCUUCCACUACGUCGUCCUCAACAUUAAAAGACAAAGAUAAUAAGCUAAUGCCCCCACCAACAGCGUCGCCUGCUGCAUUAGAUAAAAAGUCCAAGGAGGGCGAUAGCGAGUUGCAAAAGCCCAAAUCGAUAUCCAUUCCAUCUAGAAAGGCGUCGAUAUCGAUUGAAAUACGCCGUGAUACAGAGAAAGCGGCGACUGUUAAAACCUAUCAAUCAAAAUUUCGCUCACAUGGUCUAACUGAAGAGGCACCACCCCCACCCUCGCGCAAGGGUCUAAAGAAGCCGACGUCUACGUCUAUCCCAGCAACUACUCCCACGUUGCUGCCGUCGGGUUCUCUGAAGCGAUCAUCACCACCGCCACGGGAUAUUGCGUCUGCCGAGAAAAAGGCCAAGAUUGAUAUCAACAACGUGAGCGGGCAUGUGGAAAGGCCUGGAGCUGCUAAGCUAAUAGCCCCCAAGAAAAUUUGUACGCUGGUUGAGACAAAUCUAUUCUCUGAUGCCCUUAUCGCUUCAAUGCAACCUAAAAAGGUGGUAAAGCGUAAGAAGACUGCUGGUUCGCCUACAGAUAAGGAUGCGCCCUUGCAACCGCUCAAGUUCUAUCAGGAUACCUUAGAUGAGUCGAAGGGCGAGGACAAGUCUGAUGAUAGCACCAAGGAGAAUGACGAAAGCGGUGCUGGCUCGCCUGGCAAAAACAGCGAUGGCGAGGAUGAUGACAUACCUCUAAAGAAGGUUAAGGAAGACAUUGAGCAAAAGGUGCAAAAGGAGAAGGCGGGCGAAAAUGCAGAGCGUGCUGCCACUCCUGAAGAGGACGAUACACCCGAGGAGCCCAAGAAGCCGGGGCCUGGCUGCGGUCCAGAUGGUCCACCCGGCGUGCUUACUUUGCAUCGGCGCAAGGGGCCAAAGAAGAAGUUGACCUGGCAGACGGAGGAUAAGCUGACGCAGGUGCGAUUCUUUGAGGUGGAUCGCACGGAGCGCGUUAAUGUCACCAAGCAGAGCUUCCUCGAGAUGAAGAAUUUGGAACGUUAUAGCGAACGCGAUGCAUUAAAUAUAUCGCGACGGGGCUUUGAUGACACAAUGGAGGCGCAAAUUGAGUGGCGCCCACUGGUAGAGGUGGACAAUGUGCCCGAUCAUCCUAACGGUAGCAUGUCAAAGCAGCGCUAUGUGCAAGCGGAUCGUGAAGCUACCACGCUGCGUGCCUUAUAUUUCUCAGUUGAGAUGAUACCCCCUUGCCCUGUUGAGGCGGAGAUAGAGCCACACUAUUCGUAUGAUAUACCCAUUAUACCGUUUGAUGAUCUCACAGGCAAUCCGGAUGCAACUAAUGACUAUAGCGCACAGCCUUGGCCAGAGCCGAAGGGCUUUGCUGACAAUACCAACGAAAUGAAUACAUUCAAUGAUAGUAAUAUGAAUAAUAUGAUGCCGCCUGGAAUAAAUCCCAAUAUGCUGCCACCCAAUCAUUUCCAGCCAUUUGGCCCUAAUUUUAUGCCCAACACAAACAACAUGCCACCAAAUCCUCAACAACAGAUGUCCAUGAAUAUGCAACAACCGGGACCACCACCCAUUUGGCAAAACCAAAUGCCGGGCAACCCUAUGAUGAAUCCUAUGAAUGUGCCGCCUGUCGGCAUGGAUAUGAACAAUGUGGGCGGCGUCGGCAUGCCGCCCAAUUUUAUGGGCAAUCAGUUUGGCAGUCCGGGUCCUUUCGGCGGUCCACCUGGCUUUAACAAUAUGAACUAUCCACCCAUGAUGAUGAACGGACCGGGUCCAAACGGUCCCAUGAUGAAUGGACCCAAUGGGCCUAUGCCCAAUGGGCCAAUGGGCCCCAUGGGCAAUGGCGGUCCGCGUAAUAACAACAAUCGCAAGAACAAUGUUGGCGGCAAUUGGCGCACCGGCGGCAACAAUUUCCAGGAAAAUUCUGGUGGCAAUUGGCGUUCAGCGGGCACUGGCUCCAAUCGCGGCGGCGGAGGCGGAGGCGGAGGCGGUAACACAGGCAUUUGCAAAGCGUUUAUGCGUGGUCAUUGCCACAUGGGCAAGGCCUGCAAGUAUGUGCAUCCCCAAAAGAAACGCAUAUAGGAUUCGCUUGAAUCUUCUGAGGAAGAUUCAAAAUCGUAGAUCUCGCACCCUCUACCCAAAUACCUAAGUCCCACUACCCCCCCCAAACAAUGCCAAUGAAGACUGUAGCCCGCUCAUUAGCGCCGGCGCCUAUGCACUUGUAAAUAUAAACCUAAAAUAUUAUUUAGCCAUUAAGUAUUAAGUUGUGGUGUACUUACUAACUUGAUCGUAUGUAUACAAUAGGGGGUUCAGUUCGAAUUUGGUACACACUGCAAAUAGGGAUAUUUAAUGAUUAAGGCUAGCGAUAAAGACCAAGUCAUGUAUGA
Drosophila busckii is the source of this 3880-nucleotide messenger RNA. RefSeq names its product serine/threonine-protein phosphatase 1 regulatory subunit 10 (gene PNUTS). Gene Ontology annotation, molecular function: metal ion binding. The coding region runs from base 363 to 3575 and encodes 1070 amino acids. Lineage: Eukaryota; Metazoa; Arthropoda; Insecta; Diptera; Drosophilidae. The record is from RefSeq and is a predicted model, not a curated record. The transcript has 6 exons.